Molecule: messenger RNA, 1305 nt
Organism: Magnolia sinica
Lineage: Eukaryota; Viridiplantae; Streptophyta; Magnoliopsida; Magnoliales; Magnoliaceae
Product: probable proteasome inhibitor
Exons: 9
Coding region: 133-1074 (313 amino acids)
Biological process (GO): proteasome-mediated ubiquitin-dependent protein catabolic process
Molecular function (GO): endopeptidase inhibitor activity; proteasome binding
Source: RefSeq, a predicted model, not a curated record
UUCGUGCCGCGGAGAAUAGAUUCUUAUCUGUCGAAAUUCCCCUGUGACUGAAAUCCACCGCUUCAAGUGUAGAAAAUCCCCUGCAAUCCUUUCUCCCUCUCCUGAAAAACCCUAGAAACGAAAUCGAAGGAGAUGGCGACAGAGACGUCAGUAAUGGCUGUGAUAAGAGCAUCUCGACCUUCAUUCCUGAAGCCACACGACAAGAUCGCAUUCGCCGUCCACGCCUCUUUUCUCUCUUCCGGUUAUACCCUCACCGCCACCGGCACUUCCGCCUUCUCCCACCCAACAACACCACCCUCUUUAGAGCAAGGUGAGGUUGGAAUUGAUGGCUGGAAUGAACUUGACGAUUGUUAUGGAUUCAUGUACACAAAGACAGAGAAAGGCACCAAGAAAUCAGUAUUGGUAAAAUGCUUGGUGAUCGGUGAUAAGCUCGUGAUUGACGCUUUACCGCUCGAGGAUGACCAAAAAGAACCGUAUAACCUACAAAUUAAUGUGAACGAUUAUGUGUCAGAUGAAGGUAGCAGUCCGACUAACUACAGCGAGAUGUAUAAGAAUUUCCCAGUGCUGGUUGAGAAAUUGCAAUUGGAUCUUCUCGAUAAAUUGGAGAACAAUCCAAAGUCCAAAUGUUCAACUCCUUCAACUUCCAGGUUGGAAGCAACUCAAAAAGGUGAAGGAUUAGAUCGUAGGCCGAACCAACCUGCUGUGGGAGUUUUCCCUGAGGAUCGACCAUAUUCUUCAGGCAUCGAAUAUCCUCCUGUUUUUCUUCCUACUGGAAUCGAUGAUCUCCACCCACGGCUGGGUGCCGGAUUUUAUCCUACCAGGGGUGGAUUUGGCUCUGGUGGGGGCAUGCUUUUGGGGCCUAAUGAUCCACGCUGGGGUGGAAUAGGCGGAGAACAGCCUGGUUUCCCUGGCGGCGGUCUUGCUCCUGGUAUUCCGCCGGGCAGUCGCUUCGAUCCGUAUGGUCCUCCUGGUGUCCCUGGAUUUGAGCCUGGCCGCUUUGUCAGGAAUCCUCGGCGUCCUGGGGGUGGAACUCAUCCGGACUUGGAACACUUUGGCAGCUCAGAUUUUAUUUAGAUGUACUGCUGCUUCACCUAACACCCUACUUUGAGACGUUUGUAAAAUGUUUUUAUGUCCAGUUGGAGACCUGAUGCUUGUUUUUUUUUUGCCCCGCAUGUAUAUAUUACUUCGGAUUCUAUGUUUCCGGUGAUAAUGGAUUGAGGGUUUUUAAGAAGGGUACAUCAAGGCACACACGUCCGUAGCCCUUCCUCUUGUUUGUUGAAAAUAAGAUAAUUGGAUACUUUUCCA